Kickxella alabastrina is the source of this 281-nucleotide messenger RNA. RefSeq lists its product as uncharacterized. NCBI's taxonomy places the organism in Eukaryota, Fungi, Kickxellomycota, Kickxellomycetes, Kickxellales, Kickxellaceae. The record is from RefSeq and is a predicted model, not a curated record. Bases 1 to 243 code for a protein of 80 amino acids. The transcript has 2 exons.
AUGAAGUGCUCAGAUAUCAGCAGCAGACAGCAGCAGCUGCUCUUCCAGUGCUACUGCAAGACCGUAUACAACACCAAUUUCUACAAGUACGUUGCCGAGGAGAACAAACUGACUUGCACGAGGAACGAUAAGGACAACUAUUUCGCUGAUACCGAGGAGGUCUGCGCCAACUACGACCAGUACACGAACUGCCCCGGUGUUGCCCUUGUUGCCCUGGCCCUGUCGUCUCUUCUUUUCAUGUAGAUUCUUGAAAUGAACAAACUCGGUUUAUUAAGCAAAAA